UGGUUCGUAGUAGCCAUUUGUUAUCUUUCAUAAAGUUCUAGUGAGAUACUAUCAUACAAAAUGUUGAAAUCAGCGUCGGGUACAUUAAUUAACGUUUUCAAGCGAUCCCUGCUCCCUGCGACCAGGGUCAGUGCAGUGAUCCCGGCACGACUAUCACACGACGGUCCAGUGGAAUCCGACGAAGAGUUCGACUCCAGAUAUGAAGCAUUCUUCAACAGAAAGGACAUUGAUGGUUGGGAAAUCCGCAAAGGAAUGAACGACCUUUGUGGUAUGGAUCUGGUACCCGACCCAAAGAUCAUCAAGUCCGCUCUGCAUGCCUGCAGGCGGGUAAACGACUAUGCGCUUGCUAUUAGAUUUAUCGAAGCCUGCAAAGACAAAUGCGGAGGCAAGGUGAAUGAAAUUUACCCAUACCUCAUCCAAGAAAUCAAACCCACACUCACAGAGCUCGGCAUUGAUACACCCGAGGAACUUGGCUAUGACAAACCAGAAUUAGCUUUAGAUAGUGUUUAUGAAGUUUAAAUUAGUUGAAUGGAUAU
This is a messenger RNA of Achroia grisella, 536 nucleotides long. RefSeq names its product cytochrome c oxidase subunit 5A, mitochondrial (gene COX5A). The record is from RefSeq and is a predicted model, not a curated record. NCBI's taxonomy places the organism in Eukaryota, Metazoa, Arthropoda, Insecta, Lepidoptera, Pyralidae. Gene Ontology annotation, cellular component: mitochondrial inner membrane. Bases 61 to 519 code for a protein of 152 amino acids. The transcript is spliced from 2 exons. Gene Ontology annotation, biological process: mitochondrial electron transport, cytochrome c to oxygen.